Emiliania huxleyi CCMP1516 is the source of this 972-nucleotide messenger RNA. RefSeq lists its product as hypothetical. Lineage: Eukaryota; Haptophyta; Isochrysidales; Noelaerhabdaceae. The transcript is spliced from 6 exons. The record is from RefSeq and is a predicted model, not a curated record. Gene Ontology annotation, molecular function: 2 iron, 2 sulfur cluster binding. Bases 1 to 972 code for a protein of 323 amino acids.
AUGACGGUCUUGGCGAGGAAGCCGGAAAGCGCUGGAGAGGCUGACCAGCGUGAGCGCGAGCGGAUAGCGCAGCGCGAACGAGAGCAUCGUGGCUCUGGAGGCUUCUCUCAGGGCGCUACGCGCCCUGUCACCGACCGGAACGGUGCGGGCGUCACCGAGACGGCCUGGCUCUCGGCUGACCACUCGCGCGCGGAGCUCGUGCUCGGCCUGGACGGCGAGCCCUACUUCCUGCUGACCGAGACUGUCCGGCCGGCCGCCGGCUCGGAGGGCGAGGCUGCGCCUCCGACCCGCCGACUCCUCGAGUACGCAAUCAAGGCGGAGUGCACGCACCUGGGCUGCCUCGUGCAGGAGGACGUGGCGCUGCUGGCCGGGCCGGGCGGGUUUGCGUGCCCGUGCCACGGCUCAAAGGAGGGGGAGCCGGCGGGGCUGCAAAAGCUCAGCUUCUCGCGGAAGCUCGACCGCUCCGACUUUGUGCUUCUCGAGCUCGCCCUCCCGCUCGGCAUGCUCAUCGAGGAGACGGCGGACGGAGACAUCGUCGUCAACGGGGCGAUGCCGGGCUACAGCGCCGCCGGAGGGUACGAGGAGCCAGACCGCGUGCUGCCGGGCGACAUCCUGGCCUCGUACACCCCCGUGGGCAAGCUCGAGACCAAGCGGCUCAUCUUUCGGACCGAGGGCGCCACCUUUGCGGACGUGCGCGGCGCCAUCGCCUCGCACCGCGAGGACGACGGCGGCAAUGGAGUCGUGACGCUGGUGCUCGAGCGGGCGGUCAGCGCGAGCACGCCGCUCAACCAGACGCGCGACACCGAGCCGCCGAGGCUCGAGCCGCUCUCCGACGUCAUCCUGCGCGACCUCAAGAAGAAGCGCGUGGAGGACGACCUGACCAAGCAGGUGGAGGGCAUGUCCGCGGCGGAGCGCACACAGAGGCUGCUCGACCUCGGCUUCGACGUACCACCGCCGGACCCGGAGGAGUAG